AUGACAAGCAACAUGGCGGAGCCCCCACCGGUCGUACCGCCGCGGACGGGAUCUGUAGGCACUGGAAAGGCUUCCUCCAACGUCGUUUCAACAAUAUCCCAAUUUGCGGAUGAUCACCUCACGCUUGUGAGGAGUCUCAGCACCGGUCUUGCAAUAGCUGGGGUGGUUAUAAUAGCACGAAGCAUUAAACUGACUGCUAAGUUUGGCGCGGCCUCGGAAAUCCCAGCUUUUUUCGUAGAGAGGAACGUCAGCCUGCGAGGCAGAGUGCAUCGGGUCACAGACAAGGGACUGGAGGUGGAGCACACCCCAAUCAGGAUCCCGGUGCUUUCGUCCCUGCUCGGGAAAUGCCGCUCGGACAGCCUGCUUGACGUGCGUCUUGCUGGAGUGCAGGUGACCGACGAGGGCUGGGCGUGGCUUCGGGACCACCUGACGUCCACAGAGACCGUGUGGUUCAGGCUCAUUCGGCGAGACAACGACACUCUCGACUGCCUGGUGUCGCUGGGCAGGAGGGUUGCAUUCAACAUGUGUGUGAAUGAGGAGCUGCUUCGCCUGGGCCUGGGAAGGACCGUGCCGGUGCUGGGCCUUCACCACGGCUCCCGGUUCUACUGGAGGGUCCACCGGCGCCUGCUGAGGGCCGAGGUGCAGGCGGAGAGGAAGAGGCGGGGCUUAUGGGUGCAGGAGAGCUUCUGGAAGAGGCUAGCAGGGGCUCUCAGUGGCAGUGCGGUGGUGCGGCUGCUUAUAAAACUGUUCAAACGGACCUAGAACCUCAGAGAGGACAAAAGCUGGGCUGGAUUUUGGCUGGAUGGAAGGUUAAUAUGUAAAGACAAGCGAGAAGUACUGCCUGGUCAGAUAUAUUUUUGGUAAUUAACGUGACUUUGUAAAAACUUUAUUUGUAAAUAAAUACAAUAUUUAGCAUGUGGUCUGUUAUGUCACAUGUUAAAACUUGAUGUGACUUAGGAGCUACGCCUGUAAUACUUGGGUAAUUGCAGAUUUUUGUUUUUUUCUUAACACAUGCACACUGCAGAUAAGUUGAUCUUUAGACUAAUGUGGAUUUGUGAAGCUCAGGAUCACCUGGACUACAGGAGUGCUGAAGUGAUUCCCGCAAUCAUUUUGGUGACCCCCUGCCCCCCCUUUCGAAAACUUCUCUUUGCUGUUGUCCUCUGACAGGGAGCCACAUUGUUACGGUAAUAGUGCUGGAGGGGUCCACUACUCCCCCUCACACCCCCCCCCCCCCCCCCACUGAGAAAGGGGACUCGGUUGUCAUGGUAGCAUUCAAAGGACAAAGCAAACCGAAAAAAGUGAAACCCUAGAUAGCUGUAAGAGGCCCAGCACAAAAGGCAGGGUAUAAAUUCAGUAUGGGGGGGGGGGGGGGUGUGGGUGGCAUCAGAGAAUCCUUAGAUAAAAUGUGACACUUAAAAAAUUGUUUAAAAACAAUUAACAAUUGAAGGAAUGAAUAUGUAACCCCCAAUUUAAAAUACAAUAACACAGAAAGUGCUUAACACGCUAAAGCCUUUGUGUUCCCGGGCUAUUUACACUGUAGCAAAUGUGGUUUGAUUUAUUUUUUACUUCACCGGUAAAUUAUUUCAGUCAGAACAGAAUCUAAGUUCUUGCCAAGGUGGUGCUGCUCUGUGUGGGGGGAAGUGGGGUAAAGCUAAAUCCUCAACAGCCACAAAUCGCUCUCCCUGUGUGUGCGAGUGGGGUUUGGAUGGAGGAGAGCGAAAGAAAAUGUCCCCAGAAGAAAGACGGAGCCGAGUCUUUGUUGUGCCGCUCCCACGGGCGGCCAGGGCGAGCUGGUCGCCCCUCAUUGGGUGGCUGUUUGAACUAGAAGGUAAAUGAAAAUCUGGAAGCUGGUCUGGAGGACUUUGGACUGACAGGGAGCGUAAAAGACGGUUAGAGGGAGGGUCGGUGUGGGAGGGAAACCGCGGACAGGAUCACAGCGGACCGGGAGGCACAGAGCGGCCAUCCCGCCGUCAGGGCUGAUGAAACACAUCAAAUUAAACCUGAAGCGACAUCCACAUUUAAUAAAACAUUCGUGUUUAAUUCUAAUGAAGUGCCGUAUAUGCGUGGUUUUUAAAGUUUAUUCAGACUGUGAAUGAAAUUUAAGUACUAAAUAUACUUUUACUGAAUGUGUUUAACUUGUAUGUUUAGCAACACAAUAAAAAUAUUCUUGAAUACUGAA
Brienomyrus brachyistius is the source of this 2179-nucleotide messenger RNA. RefSeq names its product c18h3orf33 homolog (H. sapiens) (gene miso1). The record is from RefSeq and is a predicted model, not a curated record. The transcript has 5 exons. NCBI's taxonomy places the organism in Eukaryota, Metazoa, Chordata, Actinopteri, Osteoglossiformes, Mormyridae. Bases 1 to 762 code for a protein of 253 amino acids.